Molecule: messenger RNA, 1119 nt
Organism: Aspergillus neoniger CBS 115656
Lineage: Eukaryota; Fungi; Ascomycota; Eurotiomycetes; Eurotiales; Aspergillaceae
Product: putative SNARE protein (Ufe1)
Exons: 3
Coding region: 28-1119 (363 amino acids)
Biological process (GO): retrograde vesicle-mediated transport, Golgi to endoplasmic reticulum
Cellular component (GO): endoplasmic reticulum; SNARE complex
Source: RefSeq, a predicted model, not a curated record
CCGAAGUGUAUAUAUCAACACAGCACAAUGACCGACCUCACCCCCACAUUCACCCAGCUGGUGCACAGCAAAUCGCCGACCUCGAAACUCUCCACAGGGUACAUGACGACCGAAAUCGCCGACGAAUUCCUCAAAGAAGCCUACCGAAUUAACUCCCACAUAACAUCCCUACUAUCCUACCUCCAAACCAUCCGCCCCUCGUACCUCUCCCUAAACAACACAAAACCAACCACCACCAGCACCACCAGCACCACCCAAAACAAACCGAAUGAAAUACUAGACGACUCCGCCCGCGACACCAUAACCACCACCACCUCAUCCUUAUUAUCCAACCUCUCCACAUCAAUAACCACCCUCAGCGCAGCAGAGAAUCUCCGCCAGGAGACAGUCUCGCGAAGCAUUACCCAACGCUUCGGGAAGGGAGUAUUUGCCCGUUGGGCUAGCGGAGCCACUCUUACUUCCCCUGGGGAUGGCAAUGAGGGCAAAGAAGCAGAGCAGAUUGUUGAGGAGGAGAAGGAAAAAGUGUUGAAGGGGGUGAGGGAAAGCGUGCUAUUCUAUCUUAAUAAGAAGCUGGGGAGUGUGGUUAAUGAGCAGAGGGAUAUGGUCGAGAAGAGGAUUGAGAGGGUGAGGGAGAGGGAGAGGAGUGUGCUUUAUAAGAAUACUUCGUCUUCUUCUUCGGUUGGGGGUGGUGGUGUUGGGUGGGGAAGGGUGGAUGGGGAGUGGAGGGGGGAUAAUACUACUGGAACUGGUGUGGUGAAGAUGGAUGAGAAGGAGGUAAAAGAGAUCGAGAAACAGUUAACACCGGAGCAAUUGCAACUGUUUGAGGAGGAGAAUGAUUCCCUGGUGAGGUAUUUUGAGGAUGUGGUGGGGAAGGUUCAGAACGCAGAAAAAUCCCUCCUCGAGAUAUCCUCUCUCCAGCAAACUCUCGUGUCGCAUUUAUCUACCCAGGAGGAAUAUAUCUCGCAGCUGGUGACGGAUGCGAGUAAUACCGAGGCGAAUAUCGGUCAAGGGAAUAAGGAGUUGAAGCGGGCGACGGAGAGACGGAGUACGGCGCAGGCGGUGUUUUGGGGCACCGUGGGGUUGUGUACGUGGUUGGUUGUUUGGGAUUUGGUUUUUUAG